CGGGGUUAAUUGGGGUCAGUCAGGUGAGUCGCUCGUGUUCACCAAAAUGGCCAGCGAUCAGGUAAGCCUGUAAAUCCCGCCCUGGGCCGCGCGCAGGAUGGUGUCCGUCUGUAGCCUCUUUGGUGGAGCUCUCUAGCGCCAGAGGUUUUUACACGAACCAUGAGGGCGACCCGCAGCAAACAGAGCCUCCUGCGGGUCUGCGUGCUCACCUCUUUUAUUUACCUGCUGUGUUCCACCUGCGCCGGACACGGAGUCAUGCCCGGGAACAAGAUGUCCUCCCGGCCCACGCUGAGGCGCAGCCGCCGGGGUCAGCAGAGCGCGAGGCUUAAAGGCGCGCAGCAGCAGCAGCAUCACCGGCCCUUAACGGAAGAGCAGAAAGCAGACCAGAACCUGCAGUUCAUGCUGAGUCUGUACCGGAGCGCUGCAGAACCGGACGGCAGGCCGAAGCAGCACCGGAAGUUCGGCUCCAACACAGUGCGUCUGCUGAGGCCAACAGCGUCCACAGUGCACUACCUGCCUGCUUCAAGAGAUCAUCACUACAGCUUCACGGUGCAGUACAACCUCGACACGCUUCCCUCGGAGCAGCUGAUCCGAGCCUCAUUCAUCCACCUCCGCUCUCCAUUUUCCACCUCCUCAUCCUCCACAACCUCCAGCACCCAGGUCCCCUCACCUCCACGCUGCAGGGCUCAGAUCACCUCGCUGGGCAGGGAGAACUUAGCCACCCUGGAGCCCCACGAGCAGUGGACAGAGACGGACAUAACCGCACACGUCCAGCAGGGGAAGAACCAGGACACCGGGGGACAUUUAACCCUCACAGCCCUGUACUGGUGCACAGAGCCUGGGCACGCUGAUGAGGACAGCGGCCUCUCCACUUGGUGGACUCACGGGAGAAAAAGAUGGAGAGGUGAGCCUCAUGUUGAGGUCCCAUCUCUGCUUUUAUACCUGGAGAAGGAGCGGGAGGUGGGGGAUUGGAUUGGAGACUUGUUAGGGGGUGAGGGGGAAAACGUCAUGAGGCAAGCACCGCGGCAUCCUCCAUACCGGCGUGGACGUCGACGUCGCUCCAAAGAGUCUUCAGAACCAAAAGACCCUUCACUUGAUGCUCUGAAAAACGCCCCACCUUCCUCCUCUUUGUCGUUCUCCACCUCUUCCUCCGCCUCCAUCCUCUCCGAAAUCCCCAACUACAAACACAAAACCAGCACGCCUAAAAACCGCUGCAAGCUCCACUCGUUCCGCCUCUCCUUCGACGAGCUGGGCUGGGGCCACUACUUCAUCGCGCCGCCGGUGUACAACCCCCGCUUCUGCAAGGGGAACUGCCCGAGGGUGCUCCACUACGGCUACCACUCCCCGCACCACGCCAUCAUCCAGACCGUCAUCAACGACCUGGGCGUGGGCGAAGUCCCGCCGCCGUCCUGCGUGCCGUACAAGUACAUGCCCAUGAGCGUGCUGGUGAUGGACAAGAAGAAGGUGGAGUACAGGGAGAUGGAGGACAUGGUGGCUGAGUCGUGCACGUGCCGUUAAAGACUCUUGACUUGAGGAAAGAGACGUAAGGGGGGCAGAUUUGACGGGUGUCUGAUCUACGGCUUAGAGGAAAACCACAAUGAGCUGGAGACUGAAGGAGGACGCUUCUUGUGGUUUCAGAUCUUCACUGUGUGUCUGUGAAAGCACUUUAAAACCAGGACUUCGAGGAACUAUGGGUUCUGCAGACGGAGAGAUGUUUGUUCUGUGAGCUGUUGAAAGCACUGUACAGAUUGUUACAUGUUCUUGUUGCUAAUGUUUUGACGUAUGUACCUUUUACGGCUAAUAUCAGAGCUAACGUAAUAUUUAAGCCAAAGCUAACUUAACGAAUAUCUAAAUCAGGUUAAAUUCACUUUGUGAGUAACUUGGGGAAAAGAACUGAACAUCACGGGUCACUUUAAGGAUUCAAGAUUCACCUCAACGAAAGAAACAGAAAAAUAAACGACCAAUUUAAACCUCAAUCAGUGGAAUUAAGACAUUAGAAAUCUUAAUUCUGACAUGGGAAGCAUACCCAUUCAAUCAAGGUUUCUGUCCUCUGUCUGUCUGUGUAUUCAUUAUUUUUUCUAUCGCUAAUUAUUUUAAAAACCUGAAUUUACCAAAGUAGCUAAAAGACCAAAAACUGAAAAAAAGACCCAGUUGUCGAUUAAAAAAAGAACACUUCUGCAUGAUGUAUCUGCACUUUUUGACGCCUCAGUAUGAAAUGACAGCCGUUUUAAUGGAUAAGAAGGGUUGACCAAUUUUGACUCGACUUCAGAGGCCCUGUCUUGUCUGUUUUGUUUUGUUUUUUUGAUGUUUCCAGUAUAAAACUUUAGCAUUUUGUGUGUAUUUAUAAUGAGGUCCUAAAGUCUAUGGGGAAAAAAAGCUGCUUCUGGCUUGUUUUUGAAAAAAAACUACAAAAAAAUGGAAAAAAGAAGUAUUAUAGGAUGUGGAAAAGCACUGAAUGUUAAAGAAAGUGUUGGAAGUGUAAUCGUGGGAAAGAAUGCAAUUUUUGUUACAAGUGAAAAUCAAUAAUAAAAUAAAUGCAUGUUUUCUAAAGCCUAA
This is a messenger RNA of Notolabrus celidotus (New Zealand spotty), 2556 nucleotides long. It is a transcript of the gene bmp15, whose product is annotated as bone morphogenetic protein 15. NCBI's taxonomy places the organism in Eukaryota, Metazoa, Chordata, Actinopteri, Labriformes, Labridae. The coding region runs from base 160 to 1518 and encodes 452 amino acids. Gene Ontology annotation, molecular function: growth factor activity; cytokine activity. Gene Ontology annotation, biological process: BMP signaling pathway; SMAD protein signal transduction. The record is from RefSeq and is a predicted model, not a curated record. Gene Ontology annotation, cellular component: extracellular region. The transcript has 2 exons.